Molecule: messenger RNA, 358 nt
Organism: Capsicum annuum
Lineage: Eukaryota; Viridiplantae; Streptophyta; Magnoliopsida; Solanales; Solanaceae
Source: RefSeq, a predicted model, not a curated record
UAGUACAGUUUGAAAAUGGAUGAAUAAUUUUUAUAUGGCGCAAAAAUAAACACACAGCUCAACUAUCAUUCCAUGACAAUGAUAUUAACUUCUCUUCGCGGUCAUUUUCUCAAACACUUUUACUGCACUACCAGUACCAUUAUCACCGGCCGUUUCUUCACCGUCCGCCGCCGCGUUCACCGCCUAAUUCCGUUCAUUCACUUCUCCAAAUCCUCUGUUUUUCCGUCGCAAGAAAAAUACCAGCAUUGGAAACACAUUCAGACCGCCGCCAAAUCUUCUACGUUAUCUUCUUCUGCUAGUGAUUCAUUCAGUUCGCCGUACCUAUCUGUUCGCAUUUGCUGUCAAAAGGAUGUUGCCG